Messenger RNA from Spodoptera frugiperda (fall armyworm), 783 nucleotides. RefSeq names its product translation initiation factor IF-2-like. Bases 1 to 783 code for a protein of 260 amino acids. The transcript has a single exon. The record is from RefSeq and is a predicted model, not a curated record. NCBI's taxonomy places the organism in Eukaryota, Metazoa, Arthropoda, Insecta, Lepidoptera, Noctuidae.
AUGCCGCACGGAGGCCGCGAGCAGUCGCCGCGCUCCUCCAAGCUCGGCCCGGCGGGGCGGGGGAGGGUGUUCAAGAACUCCCGUCUGCGCCCCACCGAGUCACGAAACCUGCAGGUGGCGAUACAGCAGUUCGCCACCUUUGCUGCCACCACGCCGACCCCAUCGGCCUUCGGAGGUGCGGGAGAGGAAUUCUUCCCCCCCCGCCCCCCUCGAUCCCUGACACCCCGGCGUCGCCCUCGCCUCCACUGCGCACGCAGGUGGGGACCUGCGUGGCCGGCCGCGAUGCUGGAACCUAUAGACGUGGUGCCGACUACCGCCACUCCGGACACGGGUGCCUCACACCCGACCACCGUAGAACGUGACGCCGGUCCAGCACACCCGCCGUCUGCGAUACCGCGGCCGACCCCACGGCCGCAUGCUGAUGCGGCGCAACCUGCCGCCACCGCAGCCGCCGCUCCACGCGCCACCGCUCCUCGCGCCCCCGCCCCCGCACCAGCUGCGGGACAGAAGCCGAGGAAGCCGCAGCCCGCCGCGGCCCCGCCGCGUCCUCAACGGCCCCCCAAGAAGCCGACUGCGAUAGCGCCAGCUGCGCCCAUGCGCCCAGCGCCCCUUUGGGAAGGGGGUGCGCUUCACGCCCCGCUCCGACGUGGAGUACAGGGCGAUCCAGGCAUACCUAGCGGACUUGGAGAAGAACCAGGGAGUUGCCUGGUUCUCGUACUCCCUCCCCGCGGAGCGGAGUGUCAAGGUGGCCAUCCGAGGGCUACCGGUGGACACCCCGCCUGA